This is a messenger RNA of Exaiptasia diaphana, 5524 nucleotides long. Its product is annotated as anaphase-promoting complex subunit 1. Gene Ontology annotation, biological process: protein K11-linked ubiquitination; metaphase/anaphase transition of mitotic cell cycle; anaphase-promoting complex-dependent catabolic process. Bases 46 to 5505 code for a protein of 1819 amino acids. The record is from RefSeq and is a predicted model, not a curated record. NCBI's taxonomy places the organism in Eukaryota, Metazoa, Cnidaria, Anthozoa, Actiniaria, Aiptasiidae. Gene Ontology annotation, cellular component: anaphase-promoting complex. The transcript is spliced from 57 exons. Gene Ontology annotation, molecular function: molecular adaptor activity.
GUUCGCUUGGUAGUAGAUUUUGGUGGAAAAGUGUAUUAUUUUCGAAUGAUGCAGCCUGAUAGCUUUGAAGUUUUUGUACCUUUUGGUCGUGAGAUUUGCAAAAGUCAUCCUUUAGCUGGAAAAUGCCCUCAGGGAGAAAAUGAAUCUGGGUUGACUGUAUCCGAAGAAGUCGAAUUGGCCUCCAAGGGGUCCUCCAAGGUUGAGAAGUGGAGAGUCAGGUCGGUGGAUGACAAUUGUCAUGAAGAGGUUUACAUCUGUGGUAGCACAGUUGUAUGGAGCAAAGGCUGUAGCGAUUCUAGGGUUCUUAURAAAUCCUUUACMGUUGGUUCAGAACCCAUUGAUUGCUUUUGGUGCAAGUUUACUGUGCCUUCUCUAGAGGAUGGAGAGCCUGAGCAAAACUUUUGCAUCUUGGAAAAUGAAUAUCUGAAUGUAUUUUCCAUGASUGGAUCUGUCUACACAGCGGCCUUGCCAUUCCCAGUUCAUAAUAUUUGGACCAUUUCUGGUGGCCUUUUACUUCAAAGGACAGUUACACCAUCUGAGCUUACUAACCAGAAAAGGGAUAUACCAACUCUAUUCAGUGUUAUGCAUCCGUUGGAUGAACCAAGGCCAGUGGCAUCGCAAGCACAAGGCAAGAGGGCAUUUGUCAAUGAUCCAACACUAAAUGUCAUCUUUACGUCAGAGGAUUGUAGUUUCAUUAUGAUGUACGACUCUGUGAUUGGCCUUCACUCUGUAUGGAUGAUAAGCCAAGCAAUGCCAGAAGAUAUACCACAGUCUCCAGACACACCUUGUCAUGCAUCAGAUGUCAUAGCUGCUCAGCAUCCAUCACCAGUCGUGCCGUUGGUCAUGCAUUCUCGGUUUUCCCUGGGGACACCCACCCAGUCACCAUUUAAGGCAUACACAUCGUCACCUGUUUCACGGACACAUAUUCACUCUCCGGCACCUGUCAAGCUUAUGUCGCCGGCUUUGGGACAGUUCUCUACCAGUCAAACAAGGUCACCAUUUCUAGAGUCUCCUUUACUCCUGAAURCAAGGUCCCCUUCAGUCUUCCGUUCYCCYCCAGGKGGUCCUGCCAGAGAYAACUCAUUCCUGGACUUCUUUGAGCCUUUGACUCCUGAAAUCUCGCUCAAACUUGUUUGGCAGGAGACUCCAACAGCUAUCAGACAUGGCACUAAAGGAAAAGCCAGUAAAGUCAUCCAGACAACUGAUGCUUGCAAGAACAGAUACCUAUGCUACUUGACUGAAUAUAACAGUAAAUUAAGGAUGCUUAAAGUCCUUGGUAAUGACAGCAAUCUAGUGUUUGUGUUUGCUGUGGAUAUUCAAGCUAAAGAUGUAGUGCCUMUUAAGAAUUUAGACAUGAUGCUUGUGCUUGAGUUGGAUUCUUCCCUCAGUCUCUACAGUGGGCAAAUCAAGGCAUGCACAAUUAUUCUUCCAAGCUUUCAAGUCAAUCCUACAACUAUUAAUGUUGCUAUGGAAGAAAACUCCUUGAAACCCAGUGUACAGUUUAUUCAAUCACUCAGCAACCCUCAGCCUUUUGGAUGCUAUUUGACGUUAUCUGGGGGAUCUUCUUAUGAGCUUAAGAUGCCUAAAAUAUGUCAUAAAACUACAGUAUCAUUAUGCAUUGAAGCACUCAAGCGACUGCUUCCAGCUCCAGUGGCAUCCAAAGUGAUUGUUUCUUUCUAUGUUAUGGUUAAUCAAGCUACUCAAAAACCUUCUAUGGGGGAGGUAGAGAGUUUUCUUUGGUGCUUGCAAAGCAUGAUGGGAUAUCCUAAUGGUGUGACUGGUGAAUCRAGUGAAGAGAUGCAGUCUGAUUCUCCAGCAGCCAAAAAAUUCAAAUCAGAAAACAGCCUGGAAGGGGAUGAGGCUUGGGAGUCACUCCUCAAGAGCUCAUAUCACAACACAGUACAACCAAGCUGCACUUGUCUUUAUCCUGAUACCAACACAAGACAAACGUCAAUGGUAGAUGAGGAAUCACCAAAACAAAAUAAGCUAAAUACUGCAGCUACUUUAUUCAACCAUGUUCCUACAGUUGUUUUUGCACUUCAUUUAGURUAUGAGGAGUUAAAACUUGAUGUUCUGGCAAGAAAUGACUUGAAUAUYCUUGGAGAGUUUCUUUGUGCUAUAUCAAGGGAUCUUGGAUGGUUUCCAUAUACUGAACUCUACUACCAUGAUCAGCCUUCAUUAGCCUCUCUUUCUCUAUCUGAAUCAUCUACUCAAAUCACAGAUCAGUUAAAAUCCUUAAAGCUUCAGGAAUUUAUUUCUAACAGUCCUCCAAAUAUCCACCAAUGGCUUCAUUUAUGCCUGGAAGGAAAAAUGAGGUCACCAUAUCCAGUUUUGCAAAUGGUUUGCAAAAAAUCGUAUUURAUAGCAAAGGCAUAUUCACUGUUCAUUCCCAAUAAAGAUGGCACCUUUGUUGAUGAUCCUGGAAAGCUUUACUCUAAAAUAUCUKCAAGUGAUGCUGAAAAGAUUAGUGCUAAAAUAAAUGCUAAGUUAAUUGAGUGUCAAACCACAGCAGAAAAAGUAGUUGUGUUUCUGGCUGAAAAUGGUUUCACCACUAAAGACUUGGAUGGUUUGCCAUUUGGUGUGAGUCUACCCCUAAGAGAAGCCAUUCAUAUAUGCAGUCAAAAUCCACCAUUCAGCUUAUCACAACAGGCCUACUCAUUAAUAGGAAGAGAAGACCUGGCUUCUUUGGUCAGCGAUAAAUCACAUGACAUGCUUCCUCAUCAGGGUCCUCUCAAUAAGCUUGUUUUAAAAGAAGGUGAAAAAGAUAAUGGGAUGGAAUUUAAUGAAGAGAUCAUGAGAYUACGGUUUGGUAAAGAUUUGCGUAUCCAAGAAGUCAGGAGACUGCUCCAGUCUGCCAAACCUGUCMGAGUGAGCCUGGUUCAAAAACCAGAAGUCAGUGACCAUGAAUUUAUUCAAGAACAAGAAACAAAGCUUUUGCUGAUGUGCAAACGAACUAUGGCUCUWCCUGUUGGAAGAGGAAUGUUCACCCUUGCAACCUCACGCCCUGUACUUACAGAGACUCURCCCAUACCCCUAUUGGACUUGACAGGACGAGCGCCGCCUAGAAACACAGCUGUAGGACUUGAUCACGUGGACACACCAUCUGAUAUGAAGGUCUGGCCUCACUUUCAUAACGGAGUGGCUGCAGGACUGCGCAUCGCGCCUGGUAUUUCACAGAUUGACAGCGCGUGGAUUGUGUACAACAAACCAAAGGACAAUCAACUGACCAAUGAGCAUGCAGGAUUUUUGAUGGCUCUUGGUUUGAAUGGGCAUUUAUCGAGCCUGGCAGACAUGAAUCUACAUGAUUACUUAAGCAAGGGCCAUGAAUUGACGACCAUUGGUCUGCUAAUCGGUAUUGCUGCUUCAAAACGCUGUACAAUGGACGUAUCGACUACUAAGGUGCUGAGUAUACAUGUCGACGCACUUCUUCCUCCCACCUCUGCCGAACUUGACGUUCCCCAUUCAGCCCAAGUAGCUGGAGUUCUUGGCAUUGGUCUUGUCUACCAGGCCACGGCACACAGGAGAAUGGCUGAAGUGCUACUUUCUGAAAUAGGGCGUCCAGCGGGUCCUGAAAUGGAGAAUGCUGUUAACAGGGAGUCGUACUCKUUGUCUGCUGGUCUCGCAUUAGGGCUUGUUAUGUUAGAGCAUGGUAACGAGGCUCCUGGGGUUGCUGAUCUCAAGAUGGCCGAUCAACUCUAUCACUAUAUGGUCGGUGGGCAGAAGAAAGCUCAGAGUGGAACGCAAAAAGAGAAAUUCAAAACUGCCAGUUAUUUGAUCAAGGAAGGUGAUACUGUCAAUACUGACGUCACUGCACCUGGUGCUACCCUUGCCCUCGCUCUCAUGUUUAUGAAGACCAACAACAGCGCUGUAGCUUCCUGGUUAAAUGCACCGGACACGCAGUUCCUUCUUGAUUCAGUCCGCCCGGACCUUCUUCUUCUUCGGCUCCUUAGUCGUGGUCUUAUCAUGUGGGACGCCAUUGUACCUUCUAGUGACUGGGUGGACAGUCAUAUACCUGAUAUCGUGAAAAAGUAUGCUUUUACUUCUAAUGCUGAAGUAGACAAGCUGCACGAGAUGGAUAUUGAUUUGCAGACGCUAAGYCAAGCCAAGGCGAACAUCAUUGGUGGCUGYUGYCUCGCMAUGGGAAUGAGGUUUUCUGGUUCAGCCAAUCAGCAGGCAUUUACUUGCCUAAUGCAAUAUACAAAGUACUUCAAGAACCUACUGUCAUCUGCACUAGUGGAACAAGCUGGUAAACCAACUAUAGAGACGUGUCUAAAUGUUACUCUGUUAGCCCUGGCACUAGUAAUGGCUGGUACGGGUAAUUUGGACGUGUUACGUAUCGCCCGUCAGUUACGUAAGCGACACUCGGUUGACGUAUCRUAUGGUAGUCACAUGGCYGUACAUAUGGCGGUUGGAUUGUUAUUUCUGGGAGGAGGAAGAUAUACUUUGAGUUCAUCAGGGCCAGCUAUCGCUGCUUUGGUUUGUGCGUUAUAUCCCAAAUUUCCCAUUUCAAGUACAGAUAACAGGUAUCAUCUACAGGCYUUUCGACAUCUGUACGUACUCGCGACUGAGCCUCGCGUUCUUGUUACAAGAGAAGUAGAUAGCAACGCUCCUUGUUACGCGCCAAUACAAGUUACUCUUAGGAGCACAGUUAAUUACCCCGAGACUGUUCUGAGUAUGGCUUCGCCGUGCAUUAUCCCUGAACUACAUUUGAUUAAAAAGAUAUCAGUUGUAGGACCUCGUUACCUACCGAUCAAUAUUGAAGUAGAGAGCAACCAAGAAAGCGAUAGAUCCCUGCUAUCUAAGUAUGGCACCGUAUUUGUCAAAAGGCGCGCWGGAUAUUUACCGUACACUGAUGACCCCAAGGGAUACCGCAAUCUAUUGGCUAGGACUUUCCCUGAACAGUCUGACAAGACUGAGGUUAUUCGAUCUUUCUCGUCGGAACCGCAAAUGGUYGCUUUGGCCGGCUUGUUUUGUGAAAAGCUCUCAGUAUCGAAUGAAGAAAAGAAAAGGUCGGCUUUCAUUGCGUCUAUCUUGUAUGAAUGCAUUACAGAAGAAAAACCAGAAGCCACAAAAUUGUACUUAUCCAUGAAAAAGGCGGUGGACAAUGCGGACAAGCUGGACCCUCUAGCAUUAUGGGAAAUCAAACUUGCAAUUCUGUUCUAUUUUCAAGCCUUCCCGAGGAUAUGCACUUACAGUGGUUACACACAGAAGCCGUUACUGAGCGUCGAUUUUUUGACACAAUCUAAAGUUGCCGUUGAUAACGUCUUAGAUCAGGCACUCAGCAGAUUGACGACCCCAUUGUCAAAAUGUCUAACGUCACGUGACUGCUAUCAACGAUUCUGCGCAGAACUGUCAAGUUUUGUGGUACAUCAUAGUCUUCCGUUGCCUAGCAAUCUACCUGUAAAUAUAUUAAAAGAUAUCCAGUCACCGACAGCUGCAACAGCAAUGCCUUUUGAUUUGUCAAUACCAGCUUCUGCGUUUGUCAGGUUAAAAUCACAAAAAUAAUAAAACAAAGACACUUGUU